Messenger RNA from Mangifera indica (mango), 3118 nucleotides. RefSeq names its product protein PAF1 homolog. The transcript has 12 exons. Lineage: Eukaryota; Viridiplantae; Streptophyta; Magnoliopsida; Sapindales; Anacardiaceae. Gene Ontology annotation, cellular component: Cdc73/Paf1 complex. The record is from RefSeq and is a predicted model, not a curated record. Gene Ontology annotation, biological process: transcription elongation by RNA polymerase II. The coding region runs from base 630 to 2717 and encodes 695 amino acids. Gene Ontology annotation, molecular function: RNA polymerase II complex binding; chromatin binding.
GUGCUUGACCUGUAAAAUGAAUCCAAACCUCACAGAAGUCAAUGUGCUCACCCAAUACUUACCAUGUUUCUUCGUAUAAAGACAAACAGAGUCCUGUUUUUUUUUUUUUUAAAACUCAUUCUGAAAGUAAUCAAAACUCUUUGAAUGUGUAUAUAAAUGCAGGCUUAUUCUUAGUUUUUCACUUCAAUUCAAAUCUUUUUUUGUUUUUAGUGUUGUUUAGAGGAAAGUUUUUGUAUACGUUUAGCUUUUGAUGGGUGGUCUUCUUAAUCAACAAGAGCUUUAAUUUGAUUACUUGAUUUUGUUCUAGCUUCCUUUCGAGAAGUUUGUGAAUUUUUUUUUUUGGGGCAGUGAUGUUUUAAAUUUAUUUGUUUUGGGCAGUGUGGUCAGAGAAUUUAGUAACUGUUUUGAAUUCUGAUUGAAAUAUUGAGAAUUCAAUCAAGAAGAGUUGAGAAAACCCAGAAGAGUUUUGAACCACAUCGUUCCUCUUCUUUAGGGUUUUGUUCUUUUUUGUGAAUAAUUAAAUUUCGUCGCUACUUUUGAGUGUCAUGUACUGUUUUGCCUUCGGAUUUUUAAAUAAAAAAUUCGAAAAUUUUCGAUCUUAAUUGUCUAGAUUUGAAAUUUUGAUUAAUAUGGCGUCUUAUAGACCAUUUGCUCCACCACCACAAUCCUCGUUUCCUCCGCCACCCCCGCCGACGAACCAGAACCCUACCCAACCCGCACCUCCUCCACCGCCGGCAUCAACACAACCACCACAGAGGCCAAAUCAGUUCAAUCAGAACUGGGGUUAUAAUGCCCAAAUGCCUCCCCAACAACAACAAAAUUAUCCACCUGCAGGACCACCUCCACCACCUCGCCAACAAUACCCGUAUGCUCAACCACCACCACCACCGCCCCCGGAGUCGUCGUACCCCCCUCCACCCCCACCACCACCACCACAACAACAACCACAGCAGCCCCCAAUGUAUUAUCCAGCUAGCCAGUAUACUCAAAAUUCUAUGUAUAACCUUCAACCACCAUUGCAGCCAUUGCAACCACCACUUCCACCUCCACCACCUUCAUCUCCGCCACCUAGUUCCUCUAUUCCACCACCACCUCCUCCUAGUUCUCCUCCACCACCACCACCUCCUAAGGAGAUUGAUAGUGGAGGUUCACGAUUCAAUGAUCACGAUAGAAGGAUGUCUAAGGAUGUUUCUAGGCUUGAUUCACGUGAUCAUGGGCAUCCGAGGCAGCACAAGCCUCCAGUGCCACCACAAAUGGUCAAGAAGGUCAGUGGAGGUACAGGUAGAGUGGAGACGGAGGAGGAGAGGAGGUUAAGGAAGAAGAAGGAGUUUGAGAAGCAGAGGCAAGAGGAGAAGCAAAGGCAACAAAUGAAGGAGUCUCAGAAUGCAGCAAUGCAGAAGACUCAUAUGAUGGCUUCUGCUAAAGGAGGCCAUGGGUCAAUUGUAGGGUCCAGAAUGGGGGAUAGGAGGGCUACUCCAUUUCUAAGUGGUGAGAGGAUUGAGAAUAGGUUAAAAAAGCCCACUACAUUCUUGUGCAAGUUGAAAUUCCGUAAUGAGCUUCCUGACCCAAGUGCACAGCCAAAGCUUAUGACUUUGAAGAAAGACAAAGAUCGAUUUACAAGAUACACUAUUACUUCUCUGGAGAAGAAUUACAAGCCCCAGCUGUAUGUUGAGCCAGAUCUUGGGAUACCUCUGGACCUGCUUGACCUUAAUGUUUACAAUCCUCCCAAGGGUGUCAGAAUACCUCUUGCUCCAGAAGAUGAGGAGUUGUUGCGGGAUGAUGAUGUGGUUACCCCUGUAAAGAAAGAUGGUAUAAGGAAAAAAGAACGGCCAACUGAUAAAGGUGUUUCUUGGCUAGUUAAGACUCAGUAUAUAUCUCCUCUUAGCAUGGAAUCAACAAGACUGUCUUUGACUGAAAAACAAGCAAAAGAAAUGAAAGAGAUGAAGGGAGGCCGUAACAUUUUAGAUAACCUUAAUGAUAGAGAUAGACAGAUCAAGGACAUUGAGGCAUCAUUUGAGGCUUCAAAGCUGCGCCCUAUUCAUUCAACCAAUAAAAGUUUACGUCCUGUUCAGAUUUGGCCUCUGGUACCUGAUUUCGAGAGGUAUGAUGAUCAAUUUGUUGUGGCUUUAUUUGAUGGUGUUCCAACAGCGGAUUCAGAAAUCUACAGCAGGCUGGACCAGUCUGUCCGUGAUGAGCAUGAAUCACGGGCUGUUAUGAAAAGUUAUGUGGCAACAGGCUCCGAUCCAGCUAACCCAGAUAAAUUUCUGGCAUACAUGGUCCCUUCUGUCGAUGAGCUAUCGAAGGAUAUGUAUGAUGAGAAUGAAGAUGUAUCAUUUUCUUGGGUUCGCGAGUAUCAUUGGGAUGUGCGUGGUGAUGAUGCCGAUGAUCCAACAUCAUACCUCGUUUCAUUUGAUGAUGACGAAGCUCGCUAUGUGCCUCUCCCCACAAAACUUAAUUUGAGAAAGAAGAGGGCCAGAGAGGGGAGAGCUAAUGAGGAUGUUGAACAUUUUCCUGUGCCUUCAAGACUGACUGUCAGGAGGCGAUCAAGUGUUGCUGUUAUAGAGCCGAAGGAUGCUGGGGCUUAUUCAAACUCAAGGGGAACCAGCUCAAAGAUGGCAAGGUUAGAUGCCGAAGAUAGCCUGGGAAGAUCACGAAAGCUCUCUCGACACCAAGAUCUCUAUCAUUCUAGUGGAGCUGAAGAUGACUUGUCUGAUUGAAUGCCAUCAAUGCUCAGGUUAACUAGAAGGAAAAUUUUCCAUUAAGUGCUGUAAUCUGGAAAAUGUAUCCCGUUUGGAGGGUUGGAAUAGGCACACUCAUUUUAUAUCAGGUUGGCUUAGGAGUGAUAAGGGUCUAGUUUUAUUUCAUUAGGUUUAUAAAAGUUAACUAGAUCCUGAUAAGUCCCUAACGACCAGCCAGAAGAUAUAAUUUUGUGUGGAUUAUAGCAUUUUUCCAGAUAUUAGGUGGUGUAAGUUUAUUUAGGCUCUCCCCUUGAAUACCAUAAGGCAGAAAAUGAGGUGUGAAGUUAGGUUAAACAUAACAGAAAUUUUGUUAUGGUAUCGAAGUGAGAAUGUUCAUCUUUGAAACAAAAAAAUAUAAUUGGCAAUAUAAGCUUUCUCUA